Molecule: messenger RNA, 1715 nt
Organism: Coniophora puteana RWD-64-598 SS2
Lineage: Eukaryota; Fungi; Basidiomycota; Agaricomycetes; Boletales; Coniophoraceae
Exons: 1
Coding region: 74-1432 (452 amino acids)
Source: RefSeq, a predicted model, not a curated record
CGCUGCUCGAUGUUACAUGCCCUGUCCACGCAUCUAAAAAGCCGGUAAUUACUUCCAGCAAGCACAACUAAACAUGCCUGUUAUCCCCACCAUUCUCGAGGGCGCCGCCCACUCAACCAGCAACCCCACCGUCGAGCUCCCUCUUGCCGACUCCGACUUCACUCUCGAUGCAUCUGGUGUCGCAGGUUUCUUCGGUGGCGACGUCGCCGUCUCCGCCAUGGCCACCGUCCACGUAUACAGGGGGAGAAGAUGGUUAGGCUGGUACAACACCCCAGGUUCAUAUGAGAUUGGGAAGCGUUACGGGAUCCUUGCCAACUCGAGAGUAUGGGAUGGUAUAUUCCCUGGCGCCAACGUCGAGCCUGCAGAACUCUUCGGCCUCAACAACCUCAAAGGGCCCACGUAUCGUGGCGCAAAGUCCGGUUCAGUCAUCGACCAAACAGGGCACAUCGCCGCGCUCUUCGUGGACGAAUGCAAGGACCACAAGCCCAAGGAGAUUGAUGGACGCCAGUCGGCUCCCGUUGGCGUCACCGUUGUCAAGCUCAACCCGGUCGAAAAAGAGAUGUACCCCACCCUCCUCCGCACAUACUCCGGCAUCCUGGCUCUCCUUCCCAUCCUCGUCAGCGUCGGCGCUUGCGUCGGCUGCGCCCUCGUUGCCGACUGGAUCACUUUCGUCAUGAUCCUCUACGGAAUCUUUACGAGCGGCAUCGCAUGCUUCGUCAUCGGCUCCGGCAAGCUCAAAUACACGCACCCCGAGCCGGCUCCGGGCGCACCGUCGGGCGACGGCAUCCUCACCGCCAGCAAUGGUGAGAUCAUCGUCCUCAAGGGCGCGGAGGCGGACGUGAACGCGGUCACGCGCGGCCAGUUCUGCCUCAGCUUCUACGGCGAGCCCAAGUACAGCAUGAUCGGAUGGGCAGGGCUCCUGCUCACUGUGCAGUUCGUCGCGCAGCUGCUGCUCAUCCCACAGGGCACGCUCUUCGGGCAGAUCCUGUUCAUCGGCUCGCUCGCGGUGUCCUGGAUGUACAACUCGUACCUGUCCUCGCUCGACUCGAUGCUCAUCCAGCGCAAGAUCCUCAUGGACUCCAUCCUCCGCCACCCGCGCAUGCGCAAGUACUCGCUCGGCACGCGCACGACUAUGGCCGUGUUCGUCAUGCUCAUCCUCGAGCCCGUCGAGCCCCUCAAGUUCCUCAACGAGCUCAUUCCCAACGACACGCUUGUGUGGCGCGUCUUCAAGCAGGCCGUCGUCGACCGCAUGCAGAGCAAAGAGGGCUUUGGCUUCGAUGCUGAGGUAGAUGCGGUGAUCCUAGGGAAGGAUCUCAACGAUCAGGAGAAGGAGCUGCUGUUGACGCUGUUUAAGGAUGCGGAGUCGGGAUACGAGGGCUGGCUGCAGCAUAGUGCUUCAUUCCACUCCGAAGCCGAAAAGAAGUCCGUUUGACAUGGCCUUGCCUGCGUUUUCUACCCUACCUAGCCUAUUUCCGAGUAGGCUCGCGCGACGCGUAGGCACAUGGUGCUCACGCAGUCGCCACGACUUUUGAUGUGCUAUGACCCAGACUCGGAUUGACACUCUUGCACAGUCCUCAUGAUGUAGCUGAUGUAUCGAUUGACGUCUCAUACCCACCUAUCAGCAUACUCAUCUGAUUCACGCAUACCAUAUCAUACAAGUAACCAUUGCACAAUCGUACCUAUACCAUGCAUCUAAAUGUAGAACUCUGUCUUCU